Polypterus senegalus (gray bichir) is the source of this 2969-nucleotide messenger RNA. RefSeq names its product oocyte zinc finger protein XlCOF20-like. The record is from RefSeq and is a predicted model, not a curated record. Gene Ontology annotation, molecular function: DNA-binding transcription activator activity, RNA polymerase II-specific; RNA polymerase II cis-regulatory region sequence-specific DNA binding. The coding region runs from base 737 to 2101 and encodes 454 amino acids. Lineage: Eukaryota; Metazoa; Chordata; Cladistia; Polypteriformes; Polypteridae. Gene Ontology annotation, biological process: regulation of transcription by RNA polymerase II. The transcript is spliced from 2 exons. Gene Ontology annotation, cellular component: nucleus.
UCUUAACAGAAUCACAAGGCCUUACUUACAAAAAAAACAUUCCUCCAAAUAACUCGUAAUACGAUUCUGGGACUCCAACAACACUGUUUGUUCAAUCCAAGAAGUGAGUACUGCUGACCUACAACUGUGCAAGAUGGUUUUCCUUUCUUCUAGUCUGUUUAUUGGAAAGGAAGGUGAGAAGGCAAAGUUGUAGUUUGCUGUAGUCGCUGUCGGUUAGAACACAGGAACUGAUCCAACCAUUGCAGGGACAUUAUUUUAAUGUUGAAAUGCCAAAAAUACGCAUCAGGGAGAACAAGUAUACAGGUAGGGUUAGGUAGGCGAGUGUGUGGUUAUUUGGUCAACAAACGUACAAACUUAAACUUUCUCUAGCGCUUCCAGUAGUUCUAGCUUUCACGUGGUACAAUCUCAUAAACUCUCACGCUCACUACACACUCUGCUGCUUUCACGUGACUGUGCCUCAGCGCCUUAAAGAGACACGAGCCUUUUUUUUACACUGUCAGUUGUUCCUUCCUAAAUAUGUUUCACUCCUGAUUCGAUAUUAAGAGUGACGAGUUACUCUUAAUUUUCUAUGAACUGUCUGAGUUGAUGUAAACUUUAACUGAGAGGGUGUUGUGAAAUGAAAAUCAAAUGUCUUUAGAUCUGAAGGAUGCAGUUUUAAUGUAAUGAAAUUCUGUUCCUUCCACAGAAAGAAAGGAAAAAAAAAAAAACAACCUGCUUUUUUUACUGUAACGUUUAGAUGGACGUGAAAGAGAAGAUAUGUGGGGGUAACACAAAUUUAAUGGAGAAAAGAACUCUAAAUGUUAAGGAGGAGGACUGUGAUUGGGAGUUUGUCCACCCUAAACAGGAGAGCCUGAGCAUUAAGGAGGAGGAUUGUGAACUGGGGUCAGCGAGCAUUAAACAAGAGGCUGAAGAAAAGUGUGUCAGCAUUGAGGUGCACAAACAUGGAAGUGUGCAGAGUGUUAAGGAAGAUGACCUUCAUUAUGAACAUCAAGACGGAGCAGUGACUGAGUUUGCCCCUUCAUCUUCCGAAUCUUCUGUCAAUGUAAAGUCUGAAUCAUUGCAGUCUGACACAAAGAGGCUUGAGGAAACUUCAUCUCCUAGAACUCCGGAAGGUCAGCCACCACUACCAAAGAAGAAGUCUAAAAAAAGAAUCAAAUGUCACUGCUGUUCUGAAUGUGGUAAGCAAUUUUCUGACAGAAGUAAACUUCAAAUCCACAAAAGAACUCACACAGGAGAGAAGCCAUAUUGUUGUUCUGAAUGUGGGAAACAGUUUUCACAACGAAGCAAUCUUCAGAGCCACAAAAGAAUUCAUAGAGAGAAGCCAUUUUGCUGUUCGGAAUGUGGCAAACAAUUCUGUUACAAGAGUAGUCUUCAGACCCACAAAAAAAUCCACACAGGAGAGAAGCCAUAUUGUUGCCCUGAGUGUGGCAAACAAUUCUUUCUUAAGAGUGGCCUUCAGAGCCACAAAAGCAUUCACACAGGAGAGAAACCUUAUUGUUGUAAGGAAUGUGGCAAACACUUUUCAAAAAGAAGCCAUCUUCAGAAUCAUCAAAGACUUCACACAGGAGAGAAGCCGUAUUGCUGCUUUGAAUGUGGUAAACGAUUCUCUCACAGUACUACUCUUCAGGUACACAUUAAAACUCACACGGGAGAGAAGCCGUUUUGCUGUUCUGAAUGUGGCAAACAGUUUUCACAAAGAAACCAUCUUCAGAGUCACAAAAGAAUUCACACAGGAGAAAAGCCAUAUAGUUGUUCUGAAUGUGGCAAGCAAUUCUCUGACAGGAGUAGUCUUCGAAGCCACCAAAGAAUUCGGACUGGAGGAAAGCCUGUUUGCUGUUCUGAAUGUGGGAAACAAUUCUGUCACAGGAGGACGUUUCAGAUACACAGCAGAAUUCACACAGGAGAGAAACCAUAUUGUGCUGAAUGUGGCAAACAAUUCUCUGACAGGAGUAGCUUGUGGAGGCACACAAGAACUCACACUGAAGGGAAGCCAUACUUAUGUUCCGAAUGCGGUAGACUAUUUUCUCGUAUAAGCAGUCUUAAGAAGCACUCUGCAGUUCACACGGGAGAAAGAGGAAGCCUCGAUGGGGUAAAUUGUUAGGUGAAUAAGGAAGAAAUGGAAUCCUCCCAGCAGCUCAAUUCUUGAGAAGUAUCUUCAUGUGUUGAUCUUGAUUGUGUAAGAACCAUAGCCAAUCUUAUCAAGGUUAAACUACUCUUAAAGUAUGAAAAUAAACAAAAAAAAAAAGUAAUUUAUUCUGGUCUUUCAUCCCCCUGCAUAAAAAGGUGCCCACUAUGUGCCUCAGCACUCGGGUACAGUAGGUGGGGAUCUUCAGAUAAAGAGAAGAUGCCUUCCAAUGUGGUCACAGUCCAGGAGGACAGUAGCGAUGUCCCCAGCGCAGUGGAACCAUGGACAAAAAUGCUGACUGAAUUCAUCCAUGUUGCUGACUAGGGAGAUAAGUUGCAUCGUCCUGGUUAAUGUGCAUUACCUUGGCAACAGAAACGAUUCACUCUUUUAUUAAUAGUCAAAUGAUGAAUCAUUCUGACCCUACAGUGCUGGUGACGUCAACCAAGGGGGACAUAUUUGUGGACACAGCAAACUGGAUCUGCUCCAUUUAAAUGUCAAUACCUUUCAAUGUAAACCUGCGAUACAACAGGGUAGAUCUGACCAUCUUACAGUCACCUGCAAGCCUGCUAUUGACUUAUUUAUUAACUCUAUUUAUUAAGAACUUCUGGCUUGAAUAAUACUUUUUUUUUUUUUGGUGGUGAGGUUAUUUUAAUAUAAUGUUUAUAUUUCUCAAUUUCCCCUUUGGGGUAAAUACAUUUCUAUCUGUUCUAUCCCUUUCGACUUGUUUAAGGGUUUAUAGAUUGUUCCAAUUUAAAAACAGCUGAACGUUUAGCUCACUCCAUGCUCUCAUCAUUUUCUUGAGCUGUUAUCAUCCAAAAAUAAAAUGGACUCACUGUGAAAUUCA